UAAUUGCGGAUAAAGCACUACCACUCGCUCAGAGCGAAGCUUUUCCGCAAAUCGGCGGCCACCGGCUCUCCUCCUCCUCCUCCUCCUCCUCUGUCGUCGUCUUCACGGCCGUCGUAUUCAUCUCUCUGAAUGGCGACGUUGUUAAAAUUCUAUAAACCAUUGGUACCUUCCCGCCUCUCGCCUCUCCCAGUUCGCUUCCACAACUUUAAAACGCUCAUUGCCGCCGCCAGAAACCGACCGAGGGUUCGGUGCCUGAGUACAGCAGGAAAUUCAAACCAUAAAGUGAAUUUAACGGAGAGUAACGGCGCCGCCGUUGACGGCGACGGAACAGAAACUCAAUUGAAGAAACAACAACUUUGGUUACACAACACAAUGAGCAAACAAAGGGAACUAUUUAUACCAAAAGUUCCGGGAAAAGUUGGAAUGUAUGUCUGCGGUGUAACGGCGUAUGACCUCAGCCAUAUCGGCCAUGCUCGUGUUUAUGUUAGCUUUGAUGUUCUUUAUAGGCAGAUACCUGAAUUAUUUGGGAUAUGAGGUCAAUUAUGUGCGGAACUUCACCGAUGUUGAUGAUAAGAUUAUUGCUAGAGCAAAUGAACUGAGGGAGGAUCCAAUUAAAUUAAGCAAACGCUUCUGUGAAGAGUUUCACCUAGACAUGGCAUAUCUUCACUGUCUUCCUCCUUCAGUGGAACCUCGUGUCUCUGAUCACAUGCCUAAUAUAAUCGAUAUGAUUCAGCAGAUCCUCGAUAAUGGCUGUGCGUAUACAAUCAAUGGUGAUGUCUACUUUUCUGUAGACAAAUUUCCAGAAUAUGGAAAAUUAUCUGGGCGAAGAUUGGAAGAUAAUAGAGCAGGGGAGCGGGUGGCAGUAGACACAAGGAAGAAAAAUCCGGCUGAUUUUGCCUUGUGGAAAUCUGCAAAGGAGGGAGAACCUUUCUGGGAGAGUCCCUGGGGUCCAGGAAGACCUGGAUGGCAUAUUGAGUGCAGUGCCAUGAGUGCUGCAUACUUGGGAUAUUCUUUUGACAUUCAUGGUGGCGGGAUGGAUCUUGUAUUUCCUCACCAUGAAAAUGAAAUUGCCCAGAGCUGUGCUGCUUGUAAGAAGAGCAACAUAACCUAUUGGAUACACAAUGGUUUUGUCAACAUUGACUCUGAAAAAAUGUCAAAGUCCCUGGGGAACUUCUUUACAAUUCGGCAGGUGAUUGAUCUUUAUCACCCACUGGCCCUAAGGCUUUUCUUAAUUGGGACACACUAUAGAUCUCCCAUCAAUUACACGAUCGCGCAGAUUGAGAGUGCAUCUGAUCGCCUUUUUUACAUCUAUCAGGCUUUAUAUGAUAGUCAAAUUGUUCUCAGCCAGUAUGAUGAGGCAAGUCGGAAGGAUUCCAUUCCUGCAGGAACUGCUAGUUGUAUAAAUAAAUUCCAAGAUGAAUUUUUAGUUUCGAUGUCAGAUGAUCUUCACACUCCUGUUGCUUUGGCUGCUAUGUCGGAUCCAUUGAAAUUGAUCAAUGAUCUCUUACACACUCGAAAGGGUAAAAAGCAAGGACUGCGAAUAGAAUCGCUUGCGGCUUUAGAAAAGACUAUAACGAGUGGUCUGGAAAUUCUGGGGCUUGUGCCGACCAGUUAUGAAGAGGCUUUGCAUGAAUUGAGGGAGAAAGCUUUGAAGCGUGCAAAGUUGACUGAAGAGCAAGUUCGCCAGAAAAUCACAGAGAGGGAUACAGCAAGACAAAAUAAAGAAUAUGAAAGAUCAGAUGCAGUUCGAAAAGAAUUGGCUGUGGUAGGUAUUGCUUUGAUGGACAGCCCUGAAGGCACCACUUGGAGACCAGCUAUACCACUUGCUUUGCAGGAAGAGCAGGAAUUGAUGAGGGUUUCAGAUGCAAUCCUGGAAUUGUAAUUAGCCAACAAAAACUUAGCGGAACUGUCAACGGACAAGUAGUGUGGAAUACAACUGUGGAAAAUACAUGUGACUGUGUUCAACUUCAUGUUUCACUAAGCAUUCCCAAUUUCGAUUCUGCCGUUAAAGUUAACACUACCGUUAUCUCCCAAUCCCACGACGAUAUCUAUGACGUUAAUGGAGGUCUUCCAAUUUAUUCACACAGUGGUGUCUUCUUCACUUAUGCUGGCCAAAAGCUUGACGUUACAACAAAUGAUCGCACAGAGGCUUGUUCUUGAAAAUAUUAUUGUAGAGAAUAUAUUUUCCUUGAUUUCUAUGGGUUUAUACGGUAAAAGAAAAAUUAUUUCUGCUUGAGGGAAAUAAAUUAAAUUGCUUUGUCUU
Messenger RNA from Nicotiana attenuata, 2263 nucleotides. Its product is annotated as cysteine--tRNA ligase, chloroplastic/mitochondrial. Gene Ontology annotation, molecular function: cysteine-tRNA ligase activity; ATP binding. Bases 449 to 1882 code for a protein of 477 amino acids. Gene Ontology annotation, cellular component: cytoplasm. Gene Ontology annotation, biological process: cysteinyl-tRNA aminoacylation. The record is from RefSeq and is a predicted model, not a curated record. NCBI's taxonomy places the organism in Eukaryota, Viridiplantae, Streptophyta, Magnoliopsida, Solanales, Solanaceae. The transcript has 10 exons.